Molecule: messenger RNA, 2781 nt
Organism: Lathyrus sativus (Indian pea)
Lineage: Eukaryota; Viridiplantae; Streptophyta; Magnoliopsida; Fabales; Fabaceae
Source: the annotation of a GenBank genome assembly
AUGGUUUCUCUUAAUCCAUUGGCCACUCUUUUUCUCUCUUAUCUUCUUCUAACUUUCUUUCUCUCUGAAGCUAAACAUGCCUCCUCUUCUUCUCCAAAAUCCACCAAAAUUGGUCAAGGUUACCGUUUGAUAUCUAUUCAAGAUGACCAUAAUGGUGCUAUCACUGGACUCCUUCAAGUUAAGGAGAGGAAUAAUGUCUAUGGUCCUGACAUUCCGCUUCUACGCUUCUAUGUCAAGCAUGAAACUGAGAAUCGUUUGAGGGUUCACAUAACAGAUGCAAAGAACAAAAGGUGGGAGGUUCCUUACGAUCAUUUGCCUAGGGAGCAACCACCACCUCUGAAGCAGAAGAACAUUAAGAGGUUGAAGGAGAAGAAGCCAUUAUCGGUGUCAGAAUAUUCAAGCUCUGAGCUUGUUUUCAGUUACACUUCUGACCCAUUUAGUUUUGCAGUGAAAAGAAAGUCCAAUGGAGAUACCCUUUUUGAUUCCAAUUCUAACAAUUCAGACUCAUUUGGUCCAUUGGUUUUCAAAGACCAAUACUUAGAAAUCUCUACCAAAUUGCCUAAAGAUGCUUCUUUGUAUGGUUUAGGAGAAAACACACAGCCACAUGGGAUAAAGUUGCAUCCUAAUGAGCCUUAUACUUUGUAUACCACAGAUGUAUCUGCCAUUAAUCUCAAUACUGAUCUAUAUGGAUCACACCCUGUGUACAUGGAUCUUAGAAAUGAAGGUGGCAAACCUUAUACACAUGGUGUUCUGUUGUUGAAUAGCAAUGGAAUGGAUGUGUUUUACAAAGGAACCUCUCUGACCUACAAGGUUAUUGGAGGAGUUCUUGAUUUUUAUUUCUUUGCAGGUCCUACGCCUCUUAAUGUUGUUGAUCAGUACACAUCGUUUAUCGGUAGACCAGCUCCAAUGCCUUAUUGGGCUUUUGGAUUCCACCAAUGCAGAUGGGGUUAUCACAACCUAUCUGUUGUAGAAGACGUUGUAGAAAAUUACAAGAAAGCCAAAAUCCCACUUGAUGUGAUAUGGAACGAUGACGAUCACAUGGAUGGACACAAGGAUUUCACACUCAAUCCAGUUAGCUACCCGCGUCCAAAGCUUUUAAGCUUUCUAGACAGAAUACACAGCCUUGGAAUGAAAUACAUUGUGAUCAUUGAUCCUGGAAUUGCUGUUAACUCGAGUUAUGGUGUAUACCAAAGAGGUAUGGCUAAUGAUGUUUUCAUCAAGCAUGAAGGUGAACCCUUUUUGGCUCAGGUUUGGCCAGGAGCAGUGUACUUUCCUGAUUUUCUCAAUCCAAAAACAGUUUCUUGGUGGGGUGACGAGAUUCGCCGCUUCCAUGAACUAGUCCCGGUUGAUGGCUUAUGGAUUGACAUGAAUGAAGCUUCAAAUUUCUGCUCUGGAAAAUGUACAAUUCCUACCGGAAAGGUGUGUCCGAAUGGAACAGGACCUGGUUGGAUAUGUUGCUUAGAUUGCAAAAACAUCACCAACACGCGAUGGGACGAUCCUCCCUACAAAAUUAAUGCUUCAGGAUUACAAGCUCCUAUAGGUUUCAAAACUAUAGCCACAAGCGCAGUUCACUAUAACGGCGUUUUGGAGUAUGAUGCUCAUACCAUUUAUGGUUUUUCUCAAACCAUUGCAACUCACACGGCCCUUCAAGGUCUUCAAGGAAAAAGGCCUUUUAUUUUGACCCGCUCGACAUAUGUUGGUUCAGGCAAAUACGCAGCGCAUUGGACAGGCGACAAUCAAGGCACAUGGGAGAAUUUGAGAUACUCAAUAUCUACAAUGCUGAAUUUCGGAAUAUUUGGAGUGCCAAUGGUUGGUUCUGAUAUAUGUGGUUUCUAUCCCGCGCCCACCGAAGAGCUUUGCAAUAGGUGGAUCGAAGUUGGUGCUUUCUACCCUUUCUCAAGGGACCAUGCAAACUACUACUCUCCAAGACAAGAACUUUACCAGUGGGAAUCGGUGGCCGAGUCAGCUAGAAAUUCUCUGGGGAUGAGGUAUAAGCUUCUACCCUAUCUGUACACCUUAAACUACGAGGCUCAUAUCAGUGGAGCCCCGAUUGCUCGGCCUCUUUUCUUCUCAUUUCCAAACUAUGUUCAAUGUUACGGCGUCAGCACUCAGUUCUUACUCGGAAGUGGCCUAAUGAUUUCUCCUGUUCUCGAGCAAGGAAAAACGGAAGUUGAAGCACUCUUUCCACCCGGAACAUGGUACAGUUUAUUUGAUUUGACACAAGUAAUUGUUUCCAAAGACGGAAACAAUGUGACCCUUAAUGCACCCUUGCAUGUGGUCAAUGUGCAUUUAUAUCAAAACACCAUUCUUCCAAUGCAACAAGGUGGUAUGGUAUCUAAGGAUGCUAGAACGACACCUUUUAGCCUCAUUGUCACAUUUCCAGCCGGUGCAAAUGAAGGAAUGGCUAAAGGAAACUUAUUCCUCGACGACGAUGAGCUUCCAGAAAUGAAGCUUGGAAAUGGCUAUUCAACAUACAUUGAUUUUCAUGCAACUGUCAAAAAAGGAACUGUGAAAGUUUGGUCAGAAGUCCAAGAGAGCAAGUUUGCUCUGGAUAAAGGUUGGGUUAUUGACACAAUAAAUGUGUUGGGAUUAACUGGAAAUGGAGAAACAGCUACAAGGGAAAUAGAUGGUAAACUAUCAAAUGUGAAAAUUGAUACAACUGAACAAAGUUACUUAUAUGGGAAAGGAGAUGGAGAAAAGAAGAUAGUUAUGGUUGGAAUGAAGGGUUUGAAUAUCCCAGUAGGUAAAAAUUUCUCUAUCACUUGGAAGAUGGGAUCAUGA